UUCGUCUCCUCUGCCUCAUAGUUUUCCUCUCCAAUUUCAGUUCCCUCUUGCCAAUGACGGCCACUGAAUCAGCAGGGAGCGACCUGCACACCUACAUUGUCCACCUAACCCCCUUGGACGGCCAGGACUCUCCUGAAUCGGAAGAUCUCGAGUCCUGGUACCUGUCGUUCCUGCCAGCAAACACCACUGCCUCCGAGAAACAGCACCGAGUGCUUUACUGUUUCAGAAAUGUGAUGACCGGUUUCGCUGCUAGGCUGACUGCGGAUGAAGUCACUGCGAUGCAGGACAAGCCGGGAUUCCUGGUGGCUCACCCAGCACAAAUCUAUCGCCUCCAAACAACGCGCAGCCCUCAGUUCUUGGGCUUACCUCUGCGUCAAGGAUCUUUCAAGCGUCCAACUACGGGAAAGGGUGUUAUUAUUGGCGUGAUGGAUACGGGAGUAGCUCCUGACCACCCUUCAUUCCGGGACACUGGAAUGCCACCUCCGCUGGCCAAAUGGAAGGGGAGGUGCGAUUUUGAGCCUUCCCAAUGUAGUAACAAAUUGAUUGGGGCCAGGACCUUCAACAGCUCAGCUAAGAAAAUUGUGACCACGCCACCUGUUGAUGAAGUUGGCCAUGGCACUCACACGGCGAGCACUGCAGCCGGUGCUUCUGUGGAGCAAGCCAACACGCUUGGGAUGGCACAAGGAGCAGCUGUAGGCAUGGCUCCAUAUGCUCACAUUGCAAUCUACAAAGUGUGCUUUACAGAUUUUUGUGAUUUGGCUGACAUACUGGCUGGACUUGAUGCUGCCGUCGCAGGCGGUGUGGACGUGAUCUCCAUGUCGCUUGGCGGUCCCUCCUAUCCAUUCUAUAUGGACGGCAUCGCUGUAGCUGCCUUUGCGGCCACACGAAAAGGGAUCUUUGUCAGCUGCUCUGCCGGGAAUUCAGGCCCUGACUCGGGUUCAUUAUCCAACGUGGCUCCAUGGAUGCUCACUGUCGGAGCAAGCAGCAUUGAUAGGAACCUUGUCUCCAAUGUAAAACUCUGGGACGGAGAAGAAUAUGAAGGUGAGACGGUAUAUCAACCCUCCUUCCCUUCAACUUUGUUGCCUCUGGUGUAUCCUGGGAUUGACGGCACAGGACAGUCCAGAUAUUGUGUUACGGGAGCAUUGAGAAGCAGACAAGUGAAAGGGAAGGUUGUCUUGUGUGAACUAAGAGGCGACCAAUUUGAACAAGCCAUUGAGGUGAAAAGGGCAAGGGGGGCCGCUAUGAUUUUGAUGAACCCAAAAUCUUAUGGAUUCACUACCUUGGCCGAUGUUUAUGUCCUUCCCGCGUCGCAUGUCAGCUACUUCGCAGGUGAGAAGAUCAAAGCCUAUAUCAAUUCGACAAAAACUCCUAGUGCUACCAUCGUUUUCAAAGGAAGCAUGUAUGGAAACCCGACUGCUCCCACGCUUGCGGCCUUCUCUUUGAGAGGCCCAAGCUGGGUUAGCCCGGGAAUUUUGAAGCCGGACAUUAUUGGUCCUGGUUUGAAUAUAUUAGCAGCAUGGCCCUUUCCUGUCAGAAAUGAUACCGAAGCCAAGUAUUACUUCAACAUCCUUGCCGGCACUUCCAUGUCUUGCCCUCACCUCAGCGGCAUUGCGGCUUUGAUAAAGAGAGUUCAUCUGGACUGGUCUCCUGCAGCCAUCAAAUCUGCCAUCAUGACUUCGGCUAAACAGCUGAACAUCGCGCAAAACCCGAUCCUUGACGAAAGGCUGCUACCUGCGGAUGUUUUCGCCAUUGGCGCAGGCCAUGUGGAUCCUGAGAGGGCGGUUGAUCCUGGUUUGGUAUACGAUAUUCAGCCUGACAAUUACCUUCCUUAUCUGUGUGGUCUCGGAUACACGGACAAGGAGGUGGCUGUAAUUGCUGGGAAAAGAGUAAACUGCUCUUCUCGCAUUCCUGAGGGAGAGCUGAACUACCCCUCAUUUUCAGUCACCCUUGGACCUGCACAGACAUUUUCCAGGACUGUGACUAAUGUUGGCAUCGACCACUCGUCUUAUGUCGUCACCGUUGUUGCCCAUAAAGGUGUCCAGGUCAGCGUGAAGCCCGCCACACUCAAAUUUACGAAUUUACACCAGAAAGCUACGUACUCUGUCGCCUUCAGCCGAGCUGAUUACACUGACACGGCUGCCAAUUUCUCCCAAGGAUAUUUGAGGUGGGACUCCUUGAACCACACUGUGAGGAGUCCAAUUUCAGUUAAGCUCAACUAAGAAUGUCUGGAGAGCAUAAAUAAAUAAAUCUAUUUGGAUUGUA
This is a messenger RNA of Rhodamnia argentea, 2262 nucleotides long. RefSeq names its product subtilisin-like protease 4. Gene Ontology annotation, molecular function: serine-type endopeptidase activity. The transcript has a single exon. NCBI's taxonomy places the organism in Eukaryota, Viridiplantae, Streptophyta, Magnoliopsida, Myrtales, Myrtaceae. The record is from RefSeq and is a predicted model, not a curated record. The coding region runs from base 54 to 2219 and encodes 721 amino acids. Gene Ontology annotation, biological process: proteolysis.